Messenger RNA from Tribolium madens (black flour beetle), 1385 nucleotides. Its product is annotated as zinc finger protein 62 homolog. The transcript is spliced from 5 exons. The record is from RefSeq and is a predicted model, not a curated record. The coding region runs from base 241 to 1293 and encodes 350 amino acids. NCBI's taxonomy places the organism in Eukaryota, Metazoa, Arthropoda, Insecta, Coleoptera, Tenebrionidae.
AUUGAUAAAUUGUUGUUAAUCAAAAGCAACCUUUAAAAAUUACAGUCAGGAUUGCCAACAGAUUUAUUCAUUGUGCAUCACUUUGUACAUAUAAUUUAAAACAUGUUUUAACAAUAAUUAGCUUUUAAGAGAAUUAGCGUUUAUCAGAAAUCAGCGCUCACGCUUUUGCCCAUGUGCUAUUGACGUGUUGACUGUUUUGAGGUUACAAAUAAUGUCGGCAGUAGAUAUAAAGAAAGUAUAAUGGAAAGUUCAGAUUCUCACACGACUCCUACAAAAAAAUCAUUUAAAUGUACACAGCCAGGGUGUAAUGCCUCUUUUUUAAAGAAUAGCAAGUUAAUUAUCCACACUCAUAAACAUACCGGCGAGCGUCCCUUCGUUUGUGAAGAACCGGGCUGUAAUAAAACCUAUACGAACAACUCUCAUUUGCGAAGGCACAAAAAAGUUAGCCAUGGUCCCAAGGAGUCACAGACGGUGAUUUGUGAAGUCCCAGGUUGUGGCCUCGUAUUAGCCAACAAGUACUCAUUAAAAAAACACUGCACUCGAAAACACAAUUCACAAUAUCCGUUUAAAUGCGGGGAGUGUGAUCAAGGAUUUCAUAGGAAAAAGCAACUGCAGCAACAUGCGUAUAUUCACACUGGUGAAGCUCCAUUCAGUUGUGACCAAUGUAAUAUGAAAUUUACCACAGGACAAAAUCUUAAUAAACAUAAGAGAUCACAUCGUGUGUACACCUGUGAUUGUAAAGAGGAAUUUCAUAGAUGGUCUUUACUUUUAGCACACAAAAAAACAUGUGAAAGGAAACGGUUUAGGUGUGACGUCUGUGAUAAGACGUUUACCCAUAAAGGCAAUUUUAAUGACCAUAAGGCUGUUCAUAUGAGAGAAAAUGAAAAACUUGUCUUUCCUUGCAAAUUUCGAGAUUGUAAAAGGUUCUACUUUCACAAAAGAAACUUAAUACAUCAUAUUAAGACUUUUCAUAGGAAAAAUAAUACAAAAACUAGCUUUAAAUGUACUUAUCCCAACUGUCAAGUUAUUUUAAAAACCAAGCAAUGUUUGAAAAUGCAUCUUCAAAGACAUUUUAAAUGGAAGGUGAAAAAAACUCGGCAAACGAGACGUGAUAAAGGAAAACCAACCAAAUCAAUGAUUUCCGUGUUAUUAGGUGAAGAAUUUCAACAGAAUAAAGAAAAUAAAAAUGUAAACCAGAUGCCUUGUACUGAAGAAAUGACCGAUGAUUGUUUAUUGAAACAGUGUGACUUGGCAUUAGAGUUGUUAAAUGAAAAAUUAAUUGCGUCAAGAUAAUUACAAAAAGAUUAAUUAUUAUUUGAAACAAUUUCAUUUAAUCCCUUUAUUGUCCAAAACGUCAUUCUAAAAUAAAAUCCUAGUUAAUUUUC